Messenger RNA from Drosophila navojoa, 2082 nucleotides. RefSeq lists its product as uncharacterized. Gene Ontology annotation, biological process: SCF-dependent proteasomal ubiquitin-dependent protein catabolic process. The record is from RefSeq and is a predicted model, not a curated record. Gene Ontology annotation, molecular function: protein binding; RNA binding. NCBI's taxonomy places the organism in Eukaryota, Metazoa, Arthropoda, Insecta, Diptera, Drosophilidae. Gene Ontology annotation, cellular component: SCF ubiquitin ligase complex.
AAACAAUCCCUCGCAGCAGAACUACUAUUUCAGGAAGAGCAUCGCCUACACCGAGGAUCACAUUGUGGUGAAGAAGCUGUUCCUCUACAAUGUGGCAGCCGAGGCAACUGCAGCAGCAGGAGGUGCUGGCAUACUUCGGGAGCUUUGGCCGCGUGCUGCGGCUGCAGCUGUUCACCAGCCAGGCGCACCGCAAGCAGCAGCCGCAGCCGCACGAGCUCUGCCGCAAGACCAAAACGGGCUACGUCUACUUCAGCAAUCCGCGCGACGCGGCCACGGCCCUGCGCAAGUCCCUGCACAUGAUCAACGGGCGGCGGCUGUCGGUGCAGGCCAACGACAGCUGGCACCAGCCGGAUGCCUAUGGCGGCCAGCCGGAGGAGCCGGCAGCAGCAGGAGCAGUUGGCGGGGCAUCGGAUAUAUUGAAGCUGAAUGACCACUGUCUGGAGCACAUCAUCCGUCAGCUCACGCUGCCCGACCGCAUCCACUUCGCCAGGAGCUGCACACGCUUCCGGUCCGUCUAUCAGCAGGUGUCGCCGGCGCUGCACCGGAGCAUCAGCUUCGACGUGUUCGACGCGAUGACCGUGUGGGACAUGCGCGACUUCUUCGUGCUCUCGGGCCGGCACGUCCAGCGCAUCGAGGGCAUCAUUCCGCCGGGUCGCUGCCAGCGACUGUGCGAGUUCUUCGGGCUGCACUGCGUCAAUCUGCGCUCGAUGCGGGUCACGGCGAGCAAGCUGACCGUGCGCAACAUGCACAAGAUCUUCGCCAGGCUGGAGCAGCUGGAGGAGCUGCAGCUGCGCGCCUGCGCCCUGAACAACUCCAGCCUGUUGGCCCUCAAGCACCUGUCGCAGCUGAAGUGGCUCGAUCUGUCGGACAACCACCAGCUGACCGGGGUCAACAUGAACUGUCUGCCCGCGAGCAUCGAGCAGCUGAGCCUGACCAGCUGCAACGGGCUGCAGUCCAAGUACCUGCCCAGGAUCUGCAAGGCGCUGACCCGGCUGCGGGAGCUCAACCUGAAGGCAGUGUACACCAUCACCACGGGCUUCCAGCUGAUGGUCAGCGGCAAGUGCUGCCCGGCGCUGGAGGAGAUCACGCUGAGCAGCGGCCCGGCCAACGAGUACGAGCACAUAGCCAAGCUGCCGGCGUUGAAGAAGCUGAUCCUGUACAGCUACGAGCAGGGUACCGUGCUGCGGCCGGAGCUGCUCACCUGGCUGGUGGAGCACAAGGCGCAGCAGCUGCUGCACUUCGAGGCACGCGGCCAGAACUCGAUCAAUGCGGAGAUGCUAGCGCAGAUCGGGCAGCUGCAGGCGCUGCGCACGCUCUGCCUGCCGCACAACAAUGCCGUGGGCGAUCGCGAGCUGGAGUCGUUCCGGCUGCUGCAGCUGGAGCAGAUCAACCUCAAGUACUGGCCGAACCUGAGCAACGCGGCGGUGCUGCGGCUGGUGCUCGCCUGCCCCAAGCUGCGCGAGCUGCACCUGGAGGAGUGCCCGCGGCUCACCGAGAAGCUGCUGCACGACAUCAUCUUCAAGCUGCGCCUCCAGCUGCGCGACAAGACCAACCAGCGGCGGCUGCCCAUCCGCAUGCACGUCUACGGCAGCAAGAUAAGCGAGUUCAGUCUGCAGCACGCGGACGUUGCCGCCAAGGACAUCGUCGACGCCUGCCUGACCCCGCCCUCCUCGUCCGACCUGUGCCUGGUGCGCAUGUCGAACCUGCUGGAGUUCGACUUCUACUCGGACGACUACGACAGCUUCGGCUCCGAGGAUGAGGUCGACCCGGACCACGAUCGCUACAUGGUCAACGAGGGCUUCCUCAGCGACGAGGAGUACGACUACCACCAGAUGGUCUUCAACGACGACGACCUGUUCGAGCUCAACAUGGAGAAUGUCGCCGAGUUGCUCAACAACUGGAACGCGAACGCGAAUGUGAACCGAAACGCGAACCUUAAUCCCAAUCCCAAUUCAAACCCGAACAUGAAUAUGAAUGCGAACCGCAACAUGAACUGGAAUGGGUAAACCGAGAGACAAAUACAUAACUCGAAUAGAUAUGGGGUAUCUAUUUUUGGACUUUACAUCAACUCCGAUGCUUUCG